This is a messenger RNA of Metarhizium robertsii ARSEF 23, 549 nucleotides long. RefSeq names its product tetracycline:hydrogen antiporter-like protein. Bases 1 to 549 code for a protein of 182 amino acids. The transcript has a single exon. The record is from RefSeq and is a predicted model, not a curated record. NCBI's taxonomy places the organism in Eukaryota, Fungi, Ascomycota, Sordariomycetes, Hypocreales, Clavicipitaceae.
AUGGUGAGAAUGGAUCGAAUUACUUUGGAGAAGAAUUAUUCCUGGCCGUCCCCCACUCGCCGCCGUUCAUUGCUACGAUCCUUUGUCUCCGCAAAGGGGUCCUUCGCAUCUCCAGCCGGGUCAUCACCUAUCAAUGCAAGGCACUAUGAUUCUGUCCCCGGCAUUGACCCGCAAAACUCUCGAGAACAUCUUCAGUCCGUCUUUGACAGUGGUCUCGGAGGCUCCGACUUGGAUUCACGAGAUAUGACAUCGAGAACUGUUAGUCCAGAGACCGACUUGGAAGGUGCUACAAAACGUGUGGCGGACGAUGAAGAGACUACUGGGAGGAUCCAACGGAGUAAUCAGAAGAGAAAGAAGAAUACACCAAGAACCACUGGCUCUGGCGAAUAUCGUAUUCAGAAGAAGCGCGCCUCGGUUAACAGAAGACAGGUUUUUGAGUACUCACGCUUAGGAGCGAUCCGGGAAGGUGUCGACGGACGCAUUCAGUUCAAGAUUUGUUGGAGGCAACUUGGGGCACUCUUGAGGACCUCCGGGGAAGUCGGGCAUUGA